Messenger RNA from Symphalangus syndactylus (siamang), 3359 nucleotides. RefSeq names its product leukocyte immunoglobulin-like receptor subfamily B member 1. Gene Ontology annotation, biological process: interleukin-10-mediated signaling pathway; immune response-regulating signaling pathway. Gene Ontology annotation, cellular component: plasma membrane. NCBI's taxonomy places the organism in Eukaryota, Metazoa, Chordata, Mammalia, Primates, Hylobatidae. The record is from RefSeq and is a predicted model, not a curated record. Gene Ontology annotation, molecular function: inhibitory MHC class I receptor activity.
AGUCAGAAUGGCUAUUAUUAAAAAGUCAAGGGACACAUGUUCUCAGGACCUCCUGAGGGCUGAUCACUCAUAUUUGGCUCAGAAAAAUCUCUUUUACUAUAUUACAGAGUUUGACUCUUUUUGUCCACAGUAAUUUGGUGCCUGAACACGUGAGGCCUCAGAUAAGACUCAGGACCCCAAAGGAGUUGUCUCGACCUGGAGCUAAGUUACCAGCAGGGACCCACUGAAAGCCUCUAGGAUUUUGAGCUUCUUCUUUGCCAGAAGUGGCCACAGCUCACUUCCUCCUUUGAGAAAAGAGAGGAGAGGAGAGGGGGAAGAGAAGAAAGAAAAAAGGAAAAGAAAAAGUGGGAAACAAAUAAUCUAAGAAUGAGGAGAAAGCAAGAAGAAUGACCCCCUUGUGGGCACUCCAUUGGUUUUAUGGCGCCUCUACUUGCUGGAGUUUGUGUAAAACAAAAAUGUUACGGUCUUUGUGCACAUUUACAUCAAGGUCUUCCCCUGGUCUGGAAAUCAAGCACAAAUGAGCCCCUCCCAAUGUUCCGGCACCACUGACCCCACAACCACUGUCACGAGUGGGAUUUGUGACAACAGUCAGCAAAGGAAGAAUCUGAGCCUCAGAGAUGGUUCAUUACCGCCCAAGGUCACGUAGGCAGUGGAUGAUAACCAGUCGUUGAAUAAAUAUCAACUCCCUCCCCGACUCCCCAAAUCAAAGCUCAAACAUAAGUCAUUGUUCCCAAAACAUUGAACGGGGAUUGAGGUGCAGAGGGACGGCCAAGGACGCAACGGGCACCGAGGAGGCAGGAAAGACUCAGAGCUCAGCCUGGACGGCACAGCCACAUGCGAGACGCGUCUCUGCUGAUCUGAGUCUCCCUGAAGCAUGGACCUGGGUCUUCCCUGAAGCAUCUCCAGGGCUGGAGGGAUGACUGCCAUGCACCGAGGGCUCAUCCAUCCGCAGAGCAGGGCAGUGGGAGGAGACGCCAUGACCCCCAUCCUCAUGGUCCUGAUCUGUCUCGGGCUGAGUCUGGGCCCCAGGACCCACGUGCAGGCAGGGACCCUCCCCAAGCCCACCCUCUGGGCUCAGCCAGGCUCUGUCAUCACCCAGGGGAGUCCCGUGACCCUCAGGUGUCAGGGCGGCCUUAAAGCCCAGGAGUACCGUCUAUAUAGGGAGAAAAAAUUAGCAUCCUGGAUUACACUGAUACGACCAGAGCUUGUGAAGAAGGGCCGGUUCCACAUUCCAUCCGUCACCUGGGAACACACAGGGCGGUAUCGCUGUCAGUAUCACAGCCACACUCGGUGGUCAGAGCCCAGUGACCCCCUGGAGCUGGUGAUGACAGGAGUCUACAGCAAACCCACCCUCUCAGCCCUGCCCAGCCCUGUGGUGGCCUCAGGAGAGAAUGUGACCCUCCAGUGUGUCUCACAGGUGGCAUUUGAUGGCUUCAUUCUGUGUAAGGAAGGAGAAGAUGAACACCCACAAUGCCUGAACUCCCAGCCUCGUACCCGUGGGACAUCUCAGGCCGUCUUCUCCGUGGGCCCCGUGAGCCCGAGUCGCAGGUGGUCGUACAGAUGCUAUGCUUAUGACUCGCGCUCUCCCUAUGAAUGGUCUUCACCCAGUGAUCUCCUGGAGCUCCUGGUCCCAGGGGCUUCUAAGAAGCCAUCGCUCUCAGUGCAGCCGGGCCCUGUCGUGACCCCUGGGGAGGAGCUGACCCUCCAGUGUGGCUCUGAUGUCGGCUACGACAGAUUUGUUCUGUACAAGGAGGGAGAACGUGACUUCCUCCAGCGUCCUGGCCGGCAGCCCCAGGCUGGGCUCUCCCACGCCAACUUCACCCUGAGGCCUGUGAGGGUCUCCCACGGCGGCCAGUACAGAUGCUAUGGUGCACACAAACUCUCCUCCGAGUGGUCGGCCCCCAGUGACCCCCUGGACAUCCUAAUCACAGGACAGAUCUAUGACACGGUCUCCCUCUCGGUGCAGCCGGGCCCCACGGUGGCCUCAGGAGAGAAUGUCACCCUGCUGUGUCAGUCACAGAGCCCGACGGACACUUUCCUUCUGACCAAGGAUGAGGCAGCCCAUCACCCGCUGCGUCUGAGAUCACAGCACCAAGCUCAGCAGCACCAGGCUGAAUUCCCCAUGAGUCCUGUGACCUCAGCCCAUGCGGGGACCUACAGGUGCUACGGCUCACUCAACUCCGACCCCUACCUGCUGACUCACCCCAGUGAGCCCCUGGAGCUCGUGGUCUCAGGACCCUCUGGGGGCCCCAGCUCCCCUACAACAGGCCCCACCUCCACACCUGGCCUUGAGGACCAGCCCCUUACCCCUACGGGGUCGGAUCCCCAGAGUGACCCAGCAGGCCCUGAGGACCAGCCCCUCACCCCCAUGGGGUCGGAUCCCCAGAGUGGUCUGGGAAGGCACCUGGGGGUUGUGACCGGCAUCUUGGUGGCCUUCGUCCUGCUGCUCCUCCUCCUCCUCCUCUUCCUCGUCUUCCGACAUCGACGUCACGGCAAAUGCUGGACAUCGGCCCAGAGAAAAGCUGAUUUCCAGCAUCCUGCAGGGGCUGUGGAGCCAGAGCCCAUAGACAGAGGCCUGCAGAGGAGGGCCAGCCCAGCUGCCGAUGCCCAGGAAGAAAACCUCUAUGCUGCCGUGAAGGACACACAGUUUGAGGACGGGGUGGAGAUGGACACUCAGCAGAGCCCACACGAUGAAGACCCCCAGGCAGUGACGUAUGCCCUGGUGAAACACUCCAGACCUAGGAGAGAAAUGGCCUCCCCUCCCUCCCCAUUGUCCGAGGAAUUCCUGGACACAAAGGACACACAAGCAGAAGAGGACAGGCAGAUGGACACCGAGGCUGCUGCAUCUGAAGCCCCCCAGGAUGUGACCUACGCCCAGCUGCACAGCUUGACCCUUAGAUGGAAGGCAACUGAGCCUCCUCCAUCCCGGGAAGGGGAACCUCCAGCUGAGCCCAGCAUCUACGCCACGCUGGCCAUCCACUAAUCCAGGGGGGACCCAGACCCCACAAACCAUGGAGACUGAAGACCCCAGAAGGCAUGGAAGCUGCCUCCAGUAGACAUCAUUGAACCCCAGCCAGCCUAGACCCCUGACACAGACCACUAGAAGAUUCCGGGAACUUUGGGAGUCACCUGAUUCUGCAAAGAUAAAUAGUAUCCCUGCAUUAUCAAAAUAAAGUAGCAGACUUCUCAAUUCACAAUGAGUUAACUGAUAAAACAGAAGUCAGACAAUGUUUUAAAUUGAAUGAUCAUGUAAACAUUACACAUCAAACCAAUGAUAUGGGAAAAUGGAAGCUUCUAAUGAGGACAAACAAAAAAUAGAGAAAAAUUAAUAAAGUCAAAAAAGUUUAUUUUUGAAAACA